This is a messenger RNA of Phytophthora megakarya, 285 nucleotides long. The record is from the annotation of a GenBank genome assembly. Lineage: Eukaryota; Oomycota; Peronosporomycetes; Peronosporales; Peronosporaceae.
AUGGCCUGCUUAAACUUAAUUUGCAUGUUCUUGGUAAUUUCAAAUCAACUCGGUCUACACGUGCACCAAGGUGAUAUUCCUACUUCAUACGUGAAAGCGAAGAUGAAAGAGGUGAUACAUGUGCGUCAGCCGAGCGGACUUGAGGAAGAAAGCUCAACCAAAGUCUGGCUACUGAAGAUAGCCUUCUACGGCUUGAAACAAGCAGGCCGAGAGUGGAAUGCUGAAAUCAAUUCGUUCCUGUUGGAAUAUGAUCUCGUUCCCACGCGAGAAGACCGUUGCGUCUAG